AUGGAUAUAAGCUUAGAACAGAUGGAGCGUUAUGUGCCCCCAAUUAAUCCUGCAACUUACUCUAUCCUCUCUGUAUUGCUUUUGGCGAUUGGAGCUUUCUUUAUGGCAUGCUUCAGUUUUCCUUGGCUGUGGAACACUGUUUCUCCUACUGUGGGUUGGAAUCUAUGUUUAGGUAAUUACGUGGGAGGAGGUUCGGCGUUUUUCGGGCGGCUUUUUUCUUUACAAUUGUUUUUUCCUUUCAAUAUUUUGUAUUAUUUUUAUGGCAAUCAUAAACAAAAUACAUACUUUUACAGACUUAAUUUCUCGUUUCUUGGGAUCGUCAUUUUCGUGGUAGAGCAUAUAGAGAAGAAGGUCAGGGGAUUAAUAACAAACAAUACAGGUAGGUGCAAUAAUCCUAAAGAAGUUUAA
Trichobilharzia szidati is the source of this 408-nucleotide messenger RNA. Lineage: Eukaryota; Metazoa; Platyhelminthes; Trematoda; Strigeidida; Schistosomatidae. The record is from the annotation of a GenBank genome assembly.